Molecule: messenger RNA, 4787 nt
Organism: Mizuhopecten yessoensis (Yesso scallop)
Lineage: Eukaryota; Metazoa; Mollusca; Bivalvia; Pectinida; Pectinidae
Exons: 7
Coding region: 457-2067 (536 amino acids)
Molecular function (GO): protein binding
Source: RefSeq, a predicted model, not a curated record
UGAAUGACGCAUUACGUUUGGAGCGGCGAACUCAAAUCGGCCAUCUCUCGGCACACCUAGCAUGAACAUAUAUACCUGCGUUCAAGCGGUGUUUUUCUCGCCGUGCAGGAUAUCUAACGAUAUCAAAUUUAACAACAGACAUAUUAUUCCGUGUGUAUAACACACAACAACAGUUUUGUGUUUUAAACGUAUGAGGAAGUAGUUCGAUCAACUUGUCCACUGAACCAUGACAUUCCAAAUACUAGACUCGACUCUAUUCUCCCCGCAUACCUGUAGUACGCGGUGUCAUUGUAUCCCCAUCCUAGAUGGAGUCUGCUACCUGUGGAAGACGCUGAGCUGAGCUUCACAUGGACUAUCUUUCCGAGAACAGUUGAACACAAAACAACACUGGCAUGCUAAAAGAGUUGAUAAUACCCACGAAACUACAACGAAGUAAAAAUAUUCCAAGCUUCGAAAAUGGAGACGAAGACAAACCCAGUUAACGUCAUGGAAGCCUAUCAGUUCCGGUGCUCCCUAGUUGAGAUGAGCGUGAAGGAUUUCUACCUUCACUACAAGGAUUCCCUCCCGAAGCUCAUUAUGAUUACUCAGGGUUACUGUGGAGAAGUCGUGCUGGAUACGUUUGACAGAGAACAGAUACUACGUAUACAUACCUACUCCAUCCAAAAGCGAGUUAUAGCGAAGAUGUGUGAAGGCUGUCACCUUCCUGGAGUAGAGGGAACGCAGCUCAGUAUUCCAAUCAACUAUGAUGCCAAGUUCUGUGUCAUCAAAUCUGGAGCUAAAGUGGGAAAGGAGGAAACUUUGCAAGACAUCGUCAAUAAGCACAAUUUCCCUGUAGAUGUUCAGUUUGGAAAGUCCGGAGGAGAUACUAUAAAAGUAGGAGAUACAGACAAAAGUACCCGUCAGACUGGAGGACAGACAUUCAGGAUCUCCCUACUAGACACUCACGAGGAAUACUUCCUUCUAGGAAACGCCGUAUAUGGAACUAACUUAUACGGUAAGGUUACCGUUGUACCGGUCUAUUUGCCAGACCUUCGUCUGUCUCUUAUCACAGGGUUCGCAGUUCAACCUCAGGAGAGAUUCGACGCCGUCUGCAGGCAAAUGCAAAGUCAAGUGGUGAAAAACAUCAAGUUUGAAAAUGUCAAAGGAAAUGAAGACAUUGCUGUAUAUUCUGGUCAAGCAACUAGUCAGGAUAUUUAUUCGUAUGCCUCGCCUGUGGAAUACUGCCACAUUGACGAGGGUAUGGAAAAGGGAAGGAAGAAAUCUAGACGUGAUGAUUAUACAGACCUUAUACCCAAGGCACAGGAUGACAAUGUGUAUGAUAUCAUACCACACGAUACGAAACUAGAGGAGUCAGUCUACAACGAGCCGGACCCCAAAACUAUGGUAUCUAAAACGGCGGCUAAGGUACUGCCAAAGACUAAACUCAAACCAGUAACAAUUUCGAAACCACCAGCACAAAUUCCUGCUGCAACACAAAAAAAACCAGCACAAAUUCCAGCUCCAAUACCAAAACCCCCAGCACAAAUUCCAGCUCCAAUACCAAAACCACCAGCACAAAUUCCUGCUCCACCACCAAAAUUACCAGAACAAACGCAUUCUCCCGCGCAGCCCCCUCAAGAAGACAGACAAGAUGAAUCUACAAAAGGUCCUCCUCCACCAGUACCAAAACGUGGGGGGAAUAGCCAGUACUCUGUUCGCAAGAUCGUAGCAGACUUAAAUGAUGUUAAAAUUCAGAGUAAAGGGGAUGGAAAUGGUCAUGAAGAGAGAGUACCUAAUCUACAUGUGGAACGUCAAGCAGCGCCGGAGCAAAUCCAGGCAAGAUGUAGUGUCACCUCUGAUCAAAUCAAGGUGGAUAAACUAAGCGUCGAUGAUUUAGCCGAUUGGAUGGUUAAACUUAAGCUCGAGAAAUAUACGGAAGACUUCAAAGAAAAAUUGAUCGACGGAACAAUACUUCUUGAAUUAGACAAUGCUCUUCUUAAAGAGGAAUUUGGUAUGAAAGGUUUUGAGGCUAUAAAAUUGAUGAAGUUUGCAAAAGAGGGUCAUGUUCCGAAGACACGGGAAACGUGAUUUAUAGUAUAGAGAAUGUAAUUCCUGAUAAAAACGGUUUGAUUAUUUUUGACAUACUGUAUGACAGUAUGUACAAGUGUCAGUCAAUCAGAGAAGAAGACUGAAUACGCUCGUGGUUCGUGGUCUCUGCUAAUAGGAAAUGUCAGAUAACCCCUGUUUUCAAUUAAUCCUGACAAGAAGACAAUUCAUAUUGUAUUCAAAACUGAUAUUACGCGACUUUUUUUUUCUCACACUGAAGUCCCGGGUUAAACAUGUCGCAACUAGUUGUGAACAAAUAUAUUUGCGCACGUUGUGUGAAGUUAAGACUGCACCAGUUCAAAGAAAUUCAUUCUUGGUUAUAUGAAUAUUUACUUUGCUGUAGCGUGAUAAGGCCAUGUAAAUAAGCUAGUAUGUAAGUUUUGUGAUAUAUAUAGUAUACUAAACAUAUGUGUUAGUAUUUUAUUCUAUUUGAUAUGGAUAAGCUGAUGUGUAAGUAUUGUGUAUAUAUGUUAUAAAUACAUGGUAUAAAUAAGCUGGUGUGUUAGUAUUGUGUAUAAAUGUUAUAAAUAUAUGGUAUAAAUAAGCUAAUGUGUAAGUAUUGUGUUAUAUUCGGUAGAAAUAAGCUGGUGUGUAAGAAUUCUGUUAUAUAUAUGGUAUAAAUGAUCUCAUGUGUUAGUAUUGUGUUGAAUUUGUUAUAAAUAAGCUGAUGUGUUAGUAUUGUGUUGAAUUUGUUAUAAAUAAGCUGGUGUGUUAGUAUUUUGUUAUAUAUAUGGUAUAAAUAAUCAUAUGUGAGUAUUUUAUAUGGUAUAAAUAAGCUGGUGUGUUAGUAUUUUGUUAUAUAUAAAAUAAAGAAGCUGAUGUGUUAGCUUUGUGUUAUAUUCAUGAUAAAAAAACUGAUGUGUAAGUAUUGUGCUAAAUUUGUUAUAAAUAAGCUGGUGUGUUAGUAUUCUGUUAUAUAUGGUAUACAUGAUCUGCUGUGUUUGUAUUUUGUUACAUUUGGUAUGAAUAAGCUGAUGUGUAAGAAAUUUAGUAUUUUAUCUCAUUUUGUAUAAAUAGCUUGGUGUUAGUAUCGUAUCUUAUUUAGUACAAAUAGGCGGACGUGUUAGUAUUGUAUCUUAUUUAGUAUAAAUAGGCGGACGUGUUAGUAUUGUGUAUAUUUGGUAUAAAGAGCUUAUGUGUAAGUAGUGCAAUACAUAUACUUAUGUAGCAUGAUCAUUCGCUUAUUUAUCAACGAGUUGUUUGUUUUUCUAUGAAAUAUUACAAGAAGACAUCAGAAGUAAGAACAACCGUUUGCUGGACACUUAACUUCGUUUCAUUGAUGUUGUAUUUUUUCAUGGUAUCAAGUGUCUAGAAUAACAGAGAUUUUGUGGGUUCCCUUAUUUUUGUAAAUAUUUACAAAAUGUAAAAAAAAAUGUGGGUUCUUUGGGGUUUUGAGACUACACGUUACACACAGUCCAUUGCCUGUUGUGUUCAUGUUGUGUGAGUUUAGGGAAUUUCCCUUUAGCUCAGUGGUAGAGCGUCCGACCAGGAAGUCUAGGAUCGCGGGUUCGAUCCCGGUGGAAGCACACUACUCCUUUUCCGGUUCAGUAUUAAUGUUUGUAUUUUUGACAUUGCACUUCUUACCGAUAUAACUGUGUUAUUAUGUUUAUUACGUGAUGUUAUGGGGUGUAAGAUAGUUUUUAAACAAGCGUUUUGUUUAUGCCUUCUAUUAUUCUUUAUACCAAUUGUCUUAAUGGACCCAAUACAAAACCGAUUAUGUCACAUGCUCCUGUACGGUACAUGUUUCCUGAACCACAUGUGGCACUUGUCUCGUGUUAAUUAAAAAAAAAAAAUGUAUAUAUACAUGUAGAUAAUAAAUAAGCAAGUCAUUGUGAAGAAAAAUAAUGAAUAAAAUAAUUAAUAUUUAAGAUCUACCGCUAGUCUUUUCUGACUUUUAGGGCUCUUCAGGCCUUGAAAAAGACCUCCAAGGCAGAAAGGCCUAGCGGUAGAUUUUACAUACUUACUUGUUUUAUUCUAUAUAGAUGCAUAUACAUUAUGUUUAUUAACUAUAUAUGUUGCUGCAUAACAUGUUUUAUUAAAGUUUUUUCUCGUGAUAGCGUGGUAAAACACUAUUCAUUAUAGAUAUAUAAAUGUAUAUGCUUUAUGUCAAUUGCAAUUAUAAUAAACAAUAUUUAACCUAAACUAAUCUAAGAGUGCCAUUGUAUAAAAUGGAGUUUCACUAGUUAAAAUAUGAUGUAAUAUUUUCUCUUUCGGGCUUUUGUCAACACAAGUGAAGUUAAACCAUCGUGGUUUUUGUUAAAAAUAGAUCAUUUUAUAUUGUAUUUGCUUAUAGGGAUUGCGUUAUUCAUUAAUCAAGAUUUUUGUAUAGUUGAUAGUGCAGGUUAAAUGCUUUCAAUUGGGAUUAAAAACAAAUCUGGUUUUGAGAUUUUCCCCAGUGCCAAUGCGCUUUUCAUACCCAGCCAGACCCAUACUCGUUGCCAAGCAAGGACAAAUUAAAAAGUCGCCGCUUCCUUAGAAAAGAAAGCCGGAAGAGAGAGUCACUUGGGAAUAUCUCAAAACCAGAAAUAUUUUUUAAUCUCAACUGAAAGCUUUUUAGCUUGCACUGUCAGCUUUUAGAUGCAAUAUGGUAAACUUCAAUAUGUUGGAAUAUUUGCCGGUUCAUUCUGCAAAUGCAGUAAUUUCCAUUCAUAUGACAUUCUGUGUCAACGUUUCUUUAUACUCAUUAAAGCAAAUUAAUCAAC